AUGUAUAUUCAUUAUACAGGAUGCUUCUGUAUUCAUAUUUUAUUUGUAAAUAUAUUUAAUAAGUUUUAAAUUGUAAAAUUGAGAAAAACCAUAAUUUGUACAACUAGUUUGAAUAAUAAAAAUUUACCAGUUUAAGCUCUAAGAUCUUACAAUUUUACAUAGACUGACGGAUGUCUUACAAAAGUUACAUUACUGAUUACAAUCAGCUGUUUGUGAAAAUGCUCUUUUCCACGCACCGAAAUAUAAAGUAACCAUGUCAGUGACAGAUGCGGAAAAUAGUUUGAAAACAGUCCUUAAGAGGUUUUAUUUUCAAGAUUAUGUUGUAAAUGGAAAAGAUUUUUUUACAAGUCUCGAAGAAGAGUCAGCCGUCACUACCAGUACUAGCAGGAAUAAAAGCAGAAAUUUAAAAAUAAAGAUAAAAGAGGUUCUCCACCCUUGUUAUGGUUUAUAUGUGUGGCCUUCUGCUCCAGUGUUGGCUCAGUAUGUAUGGUACAACAGAGAGAUGUUGACUGGAAAAGUUGUUCUUGAGGUUGGUGCAGGUGUAGCUCUGCCAGGAAUAGUUGCUGCCAAAGUUGGAGCUGAAGUUUUUCUAUCAGACACAGAAUUUCUUCCUCAGUGUCUGGAACAUGUCUCUGAGAACAUAUCCCUUAACAAUCUAGACUCCAGCAAAAUAACAAUCAUUGCCAUUACCUGGGGUUUUUUCUCUUCACAGCUUCUCAGCUUGAAACCUGUUGAUGUCAUCUUGGGAUCGGAUUGCUUUUAUGAUACAAAAGAUUUUGAAGAUAUUCUUGUUACAGUGGUCUUUCUACUAAAACAGAAUCCAAUUGCACAAUUCUGGUGUGCCUAUCAAGAGAGAAGUUCAGAUUGGACAAUUGAACAUCUUUUAACAAAGUGGAGUCUUUCAUGUGAGGAAGUUCCUCUGGCAAACUUUGAUGCAGACAGUGCAGAAAUCGGAGGAUCAACCAUGCCUGGCUGUCACACUGUUCAUCUGUUGGUUAUAAAGCUUAAAGAACUAUGAAGAGAACAGUACUGGAAAUUACAGACACACAAGAAACAAGAUUUAUAACAGAAGAUCAGAAACUUGGAAUUGACAAUAUCACAACCUUUCCCAUAUUGUUAAAAUAUGUUAAUUAAAUCUUUGCAUAUUUUAGGGGCAUACCUGAUAUGCCCACUACUUUUAUUCCCAUGAGCAUAAAUUUUUUUCUUCACACUGAAUGGUAAAAUUUAUUAGGCAUAUGCUGUUUUAUAUUAUUAAUAUUUCCUUAUCUUUUUUUUAAAUUACGAAC
Limulus polyphemus (Atlantic horseshoe crab) is the source of this 1286-nucleotide messenger RNA. RefSeq names its product methyltransferase-like protein 23. Lineage: Eukaryota; Metazoa; Arthropoda; Merostomata; Xiphosura; Limulidae. The transcript is spliced from 6 exons. Gene Ontology annotation, cellular component: nucleus; cytoplasm. The coding region runs from base 254 to 1018 and encodes 254 amino acids. The record is from RefSeq and is a predicted model, not a curated record.